AUGAUGGCUACCAUCCGCUGGAAGACCCGCAACUUCACGCCGCGAAUUUCAGCCUGGGCCUAUCUGAAUGCCCUUCAGAGACACCACAUGACUUCUUUUCUCUUUCAGGUGCUCCGCUUCCAGAGUAACGGUAGCACUCCCCUCAAGACCACUUCUGCUGUUAUUUCCAAGACGCGCAACAAAGCCAACUUUCCUUUGGUGUGCUACCUUUGCGACAACGAACCCAAAUACUCCGACGUUUCCCAUCUUCUCACCCAUCUUCUGUCUCGUGGUCACGCCAGAGCUAAGGGCAACAUCGAAGUCAGAUCCCACAUCCCGGGGGACGUCGAAGCUGCUCAGAAAUUCGCAGCCUUUCAAAAGUGGCAGGACGACAACGGAAUUGGGGCUUUGCUGAGUGAACGUUUCCUGGACAAGAACAACAAGAAGAAGGAGAAGGACCGCGUCGAGGCAGCCAAGCGCAAACGCUUCCUUGAACAGCAGCGUACAUCUUCGAAAAAGCGCAAGAACCUGUUCUUGCCACACAUUCCGACAGAACUCAUGGACGACUUCAAUAUCACGCCCAAUAGCGUCAACCAGGACUUCGAUGGCCUGAAUCCCACGGAAAGUCUCGACCGAAAUGUGACUCCAGGCUUCCUGGCGGCCCAAGAUCUUACCUACCUGGGUCCCGUCUACAGCGAUUACGAUAACUCUCGCGUUUCUGACUAUGUAGACAGAAGCGAUAUGGUUUCAGAGUACGCAUCUGACAAUGAUGACAAUGUACGCAGGGUUCCGGAGCUCAAGGGUCAGUAUUGGCCUGGCAUGCAUCUGUUCGAUUCCGCAACCGAAGAGGGCAAGAAGAAGCGGAACCAGCGCAAGGAUGAUUCCGUGAUUCAGCGCAUGCGAAUCGGCUCGGAUGCUAUUAACCCAACAGAGAUGGUUACCGAUAUGAUGAUGAACUUUGGACGCUAUCGCCACAUUGACGAAGACCCUUCCGACGACGAGGUCAGUCCGCUCAAGGGCUCUGCGUCUAAAAAGAAAACAUUCACCCACAAGCCUUCAGUUGUCUCUGAGCACAUCCUCAAACGAAGAUCCAAGGCUCUCGCUACCAUGGGUGGACGCCUCUCUACGCCUACCAAAUCGACCCCACGCAAGAGUACCCCCCGCAAAAGCACCCCGAGGAAGUACACACCUCGAAAGCAAGCUGCCGUGAAGACCCCAAGCAAGAAGCCCAGCAAAGCUCGUGGUCAGGCUACUAAUAAAGCAGUCGCUGAUAAAGAGCGGACCGGAGAGCGGCGCCCAAAGCGUGGUAGCGCUACGCGAGCCAAGUCAAGGAUUGCUGCACAGGCGGAGCAGGCAGAACAUGACAUGUUUGAUGAUCGCGAUUCAAUCGACCAGGAGUUUGAGAUUGAUUCACCUGAUGAGACCCCGAUCAAGGCCAAAUUCAAGAAGGAACCUGCUCGACGCACCACCCGCAACGACUCCCUACAUUCUUCUUAUAAGCACUCUGCCCCGUCCACCGUCGAAUCGACCACUGUCAGCACUAAGAACGAGCAUGGUGUUUACCAGGAUGACGGAGCAAACUUGCCUGGUGCGCUUUCCUGCUUUGCUCCUGUACUCAGAGGCUAA
Verticillium dahliae VdLs.17 is the source of this 1605-nucleotide messenger RNA. RefSeq lists its product as uncharacterized. NCBI's taxonomy places the organism in Eukaryota, Fungi, Ascomycota, Sordariomycetes, Glomerellales, Plectosphaerellaceae. The coding region runs from base 1 to 1605 and encodes 534 amino acids. The record is from RefSeq and is a predicted model, not a curated record. The transcript has 4 exons.